Episyrphus balteatus (marmalade hoverfly) is the source of this 736-nucleotide messenger RNA. RefSeq names its product ctenidin-3-like. The record is from RefSeq and is a predicted model, not a curated record. The transcript is spliced from 2 exons. NCBI's taxonomy places the organism in Eukaryota, Metazoa, Arthropoda, Insecta, Diptera, Syrphidae. The coding region runs from base 68 to 709 and encodes 213 amino acids.
CCAUUCGUCAAUCAGUUGAGAUUCUGUUUGCUGAACAAUAAGUUGCUUCAGCUAUAGUUGGAUAAUAAUGAAGGUUUUCGUGGUUUUGUGUCUUUUCGCUGUUGCUGUUCAUUCGGCGCCGCAAUAUGGUAAACGAGGACAUGGACAUGGUGGUGGCGGCGGCGGUGGAGGAGGCGGUGGUGGCUUUGGCGGAGGAUAUGGUGGAGGUGGUGGAUAUGGCCAAGGAGGUCAAGGAUUCGGUCCAGGUGGAGGCGGUGGAUUUGGUAGUGUUCAACCAGGAUAUGGUGGUGGUGGAUUUGGAGGUGGAGUGAAGCCAGGAUAUGGAGGAGGAAACUACGGAGGAGGACCUGGAGGAGGCGGUGGUUUCGGUGGUGGACAUGGAGGUGGUGGAGGAUUUGGUGGCAACCAAGGAGGUGGUGGAGGACUUGGAGGACACCAAGGAGGCGGUGGAGGAUUUGGUGGACAUCAAGGUGGGGGUGGAGGCGGACAUCAAGGAGGUGGUGGAGGAUUUGGGGGUCAACAGCAAUUAGGAGGACAUGGUGGUGGUGGCGGUCCAGGAUUAGGAGGUGGAUUUGGUGGUGGCGGUUCCAGUAGUAAUGCAAUAGCUAGUGCCAAUGCUCAAAGUUCAAAUCAUGGUGGUCUGAGCUCUUCCAAUGCACAAGCUAGUGCUACAUCAUCAGCAGGCAACAACCCUCAUUCCUAUGGUUAAAUUGUUCCUAUUGUAAGAUUUUUUUUU